Messenger RNA from Dimorphilus gyrociliatus, 877 nucleotides. The record is from the annotation of a GenBank genome assembly. Lineage: Eukaryota; Metazoa; Annelida; Polychaeta; Dinophilidae.
AUUAUCUUGUGUCCCAUUUGUUCACUGGAAUCCAUUUAAUAUCGAUAUUUAGAAAAAGGAAUUUUACUAGAAAACAAUGGCUCCUAUUAAUUUCUACUAUGUCACACCUAGCGCUCCUUGUAGGGCUGUUAUCUUUACGGCUAAGGCGUUAGGUGUAGAGUUGAAUAUGAAAUAUUUAAGUCUUUUCAAAGGUCAUCAUAAAACGGAAAGCUUCGCAAAAUUAAAUCCUCAUCAAACAGUACCAACAAUCGUUGAUGAUGGCUUUAUUCUGUGGGAAUCGAGGGCUAUUCAAAAAUUUCUCUUUAAUAAAUAUGCCAAUGAUGAAAUGGACGCAAUUUAUCCCAAAGAUGUUAGGAAAAGAGCGGUUGUUGAUAGAUAUUUGUUUUUCGACGCAACUGUCGUACAACCGCCUAUAAGAGCUGUUCUUAGGGCCAUGAAAUUCGGCAAACGAAAUCCAACCGAGACGGAGAAAAUGAAACUAUUCGAUACUCUUGACAAAGUUAAUGAAUUAUGCUUUAAAGAUGAUGAAUUGUUUUUAAACGGAGAUCAGGCUACUCUUGCUGAUUUCGCAAUGGCUGCCUCGAUAACAACUUUGCUCUUAUUAGAUUUCAAUCUAUCUAGAUGGCAGGGAAUAGAAAAGUACGUGAGAAACCUUAUGGAGACCGAAUGGUAUAAUUCUCAAGGAGAUGAUUUUGAUAAUGCAAUUAGAGAUUGGACCGAAGAAUUUAAGGAGAGGGGACUGUGCGCUAAUUAAUAAGUCGAAUACAGUUGAAAGAAUAUACAGAACUAAGGCGUCCAAUUUACAAGUUUAUUUUGAUUGCCUGUUUAACCUUCGUGUCUCUGUCUCUGGCUCUCUGUCUGUCUGUCUGUCUGUCUG